AUGUGUGCCAGCAUUCAGACCUCCUUUCCAAACCCUGAACCUACUUCUAUUGCUAACGGUAUCCCUUCCUCUUCUCAACUAACACUAACACGGAAUACUGAUUUGCCGUCGAAGUUCAACGCAGCCAACCAGUCUUCCUCCGACGUAGUCGAGAUGGCCAAUCUCUUAGAACAUGCCGAUGCACGCGUAGUCGAGUACUUUCCUCCUACCAGAACGCAGACCCAAUGGUCCACGUGGACGUGGGAUGACCUUUCCUCCUCCCGAUCGGCACUGGCGGCACUGACCCGACCCUCGCAUGCCAGCUACAGAAACUCAUGCAGGUCACAACUGUUCCUUCAACCUGGCUGCCGCAAGCCAGCCACACGAACACCAGCUGUUCGAACUCUACCGAACCGAGCCUGGAAGAUUGUAGCUGUUAAGGUUGACCGUCUUAGCCUUAACCCCUACAGAUCUGCCGUUUCAUUUGCAUUUGGGAUUUGGAGUCUAAAAGUUGCAGAAUUCCCAUAUAAGGAGAAUCAAACGUCCCUCUAUGGCCUUAAGAAUAUACCAUUUGGGGUUUCUAAACUUGUGCAAUGGAUGAGGAUUGCCUCAUGCGUGGAGACCUCGGACGGUCAGCUUGGUGGUCUGGUCAUCUGGACGGGAGUCAGAGUGGUCUACGAAAGUGCAGCCACAAAGACCCAAAGAAAUAAACGUCCGAAACCGAGGUCCAGUGUGAGGGAGCAGAUACCGAAGGUGGCAAUGAGCGGGGAAGAGGCUGGGGCUGAGGUGUGGUGGUCGCUUCUGCCCGACGCCCACGUUACUCUUGACGGCACAGACAAGGUCACUCAGGACCUUGCGCGAAUGUACUUUUCGGCCGGCCUCCGACCAGACGCAAAGUGGCGCACGAGACAC
Dibothriocephalus latus is the source of this 891-nucleotide messenger RNA. Lineage: Eukaryota; Metazoa; Platyhelminthes; Cestoda; Diphyllobothriidea; Diphyllobothriidae. The record is from the annotation of a GenBank genome assembly.